Paramecium tetraurelia is the source of this 789-nucleotide messenger RNA. RefSeq lists its product as uncharacterized. The record is from RefSeq and is a predicted model, not a curated record. The transcript has a single exon. Lineage: Eukaryota; Ciliophora; Oligohymenophorea; Peniculida; Parameciidae.
AUGAAUAAUAAUGAGAUGAGAGAAUCUUACCUUGGUGUAUUUCAUAUACCAAAUGUUACGUUAUCAUAAUCAUAAUUAGAUGAUAUUUUGAGACUCCUAGAUAACCUCAAAAAAAUUCCGCAUCAAUUUUUUACGAGCUUAGACAUUGUAGAGAAGGGUUCUUUUCUAAUGAGAAUCAAAUUAAAAAAGAACAACAAAGCCAAAGCUAUGAUAAAUUUCGUUAUUAUAUUAUAGAAAAAAUAAGCGAAAGAGGAAUUAGAAUAGGAUAUUGUUGAGAAUGGAUUUGUUUUGAGCUUCUAUGAAUAUAAUUUUUAAUCCAACACCUUGGGAUCCUUUGAAAAUAAGGAGGAAUGGUACAUAUUAAAGUGUGACAAUUUUUACUACAAUUUAUCAGACUAAUUCAAAGAGACUAACAAAUAAUAAACAGUUGUAGGUUGCUUAAAUUGCGAGAACUAAAGACCUCGAUUUUUGGAAUAAUAAACAAUUAACUUUUGCCAAAUUUGCAUUACUCGUUAAUUUGAUUUUAAAAAUAUCAAUGAAAUGAAGAUUUAACUUGAAAAUGGCAUAUUGAUAAUCACAAGAUUAGAUUAAGAGAAAUAUUUAUAAUAAUAGGGCCUCUAAAUUUAGUGCAGGGGCUAUUCCAAAUCCUCUUAUUUAAAUUCAGAAUGUAAUACUAAUUAAUAAUCAAAAAACAGUGAUAAUAAUGAUGCAUAUAGUGGAGAAUAAGAGUACUCUUAAAAUGAUGCAUAUAGUGGAGAAUAAGAGUACUCUUAAAAUGAUGCAUCAUGA